Molecule: messenger RNA, 1487 nt
Organism: Stegastes partitus (bicolor damselfish)
Lineage: Eukaryota; Metazoa; Chordata; Actinopteri; Pomacentridae
Gene: rasd4
Product: rasd family member 4
Exons: 1
Coding region: 93-719 (208 amino acids)
Molecular function (GO): GTPase activity; GTP binding
Source: RefSeq, a predicted model, not a curated record
AGUCAGAGACAGGUGUAGAGUUGUUGUAGCUGCAGAGAGGAACACUUUUUGGGACAAUUUCUUUUAUCAGUUUUGGUUAAAAAAGACACAAAAUGUCUCUGGAGGUGAAGGAGAAGACCCAGGUGCGUCUAGUGUUUCUCGGGGCAGCAGGCGUGGGCAAGACGGCCCUGAUCAGACGCUUCCUCCAGGACACCUUUGAGCCCAAACACCGGCGCACCGUGGAGGAGCUGCACAGCAAGGAGUACGACAUCGGCGGGGUCAAGGUCACCGUGGAGAUCCUGGACACCAGCGGCAGCUACUCCUUCCCCGCCAUGCGCAAGCUCUCCAUCCAAAACAGCGACGCCUUCGCGCUGGUGUACGCCGUCGACGACCCCGAGUCGCUGGAGGCGGUCAAGAGCCUCCGAGACGAGAUCCUGGAGAUCAAGGAGGACAAGUACACGCCGAUCGUGGUGGUGGGGAACAAGGUGGACAGGGGGGACGAGCGCCAGGUGUCCAGCGAGGACGUGCUGUCGACCGUGGAGAUGGACUGGAACAACAGCUACCUGGAAGCCUCGGCGAAGGAGAACGCCAACGUGGUGGAGGUGUUCAAGGAGCUCCUGCAGCAGGCGAACCUUCCCAGCCGCCUCAGCCCGGCGCUACGCAGACGCAGGGAGACCUUUCCCAAAGACACCAACUUCCGGCCACCCAUGAACAAGACCAACAGCUGUAUUUUGUCAUAAUGGGAGACAAGAGGAAGGGAAGUGGUGAUUUGUUUGUUUUUAAAAAAAAUAAGGGACAAGGUGGAUGAGAAGAAUAAAGAGGGUGUGAGGUGCAGCUCAGUGCUGCAGGACAAAGAGAGAAGCCUGGACUUCAGCUGCUCCAGAGCUGCCUGAUUGUGGUGAUUCUGGACCAACAAAAGGCGCCUCACGGCUCACGACCGACAGGAAAAGAAACUCUAGACCGAACCAGACUGCCAGCAUUAAACGGAGAGAAAGAAGUUGCAUUAAUUACUCAGUUGUUUACUUGAUGUAAUGUUGUUGCUGCUGCUUAUUUGGUGACAUGCUGCCGGUGUUUAGAUCAAUGUCUCACUUCUGAAUUUAAAAAGGUAAAAUGUUCUCUGACAUCAAGGCGGCUGCAGAAAGCUUCAGAUGUUCGCUGAGGGGGAAGUGCGUGUACAUACUGUUUGUUGUCAUCUGUGCAAACGUUGUAUUUCUCAUGUAAUUUUUAAAUUUGCUAAUUCACUUGUAGCACAUCAUAAUGUUUACAAAGUUUUUGGAAUUUAAUUGCAAAUUUGCUACUUGGCAUGUCGUUAUUUUAUGUUUAAAAAAAUAAAUAAAAAAGCAGUAAAAUGCAAACAUAAACUGUAAAUGCACUUUUCAUUUUAAGAUUCACAAUGAUGUUUUUCAUUAAUUUGAUUUUAUUUUUUAUCAUUGCAUACUCUUAUGAAUAUUACUUUGUUGUUUACUUGACAAAUGUCAGUGGAAUGUGGAUCUAAAUGUGUAAUAAAA